Messenger RNA from Panicum virgatum (switchgrass), 1428 nucleotides. RefSeq names its product tropomyosin-1, isoforms 33/34-like. The record is from RefSeq and is a predicted model, not a curated record. Bases 129 to 1100 code for a protein of 323 amino acids. The transcript has a single exon. NCBI's taxonomy places the organism in Eukaryota, Viridiplantae, Streptophyta, Magnoliopsida, Poales, Poaceae.
CCCCCCGGUCGCCGGCGUCCCGGUGGUGGUGGUCCAGGGUGUCAGAAGGAAGAGUGCUUGCUUGGUUGCUUGCUAGUCGUAGCUGCUUGCUCGUGGUUGGUUGGGCGCGUGCGUUGGAGAGAGGCGGGAUGGAGAGGAAGGGAGGGUGCUGCCUCGCGCCGAGGUACGGCGCCGCCGCGGGUGGGCAGCAGCAGCAGCAGCCGGCGGGCGCCGCGUGGCAGAUGGGGAGGAUCAUGCUCAAGUUCAGGCCGAUUGCACCCAAGCCGGCGGCCAUGGCGCCCGUCCCGACCCCGGCGCCGGUGCUGGCGGCGGGUGCGGGGGCGGGGAGGGGGAAGCGGAAGGCCGUGGGCGCUGGGGGGAGGAGGGGGCGGAAGUCCAGGAGGGCGGCGACCGUCGCGCCGGUGGUCGCUGCUCCUGCGGCGGCGGGGGACUGCAGGAAGCACAAGGAUUGCGACAAGGAGAAGUCGCUGUCGUCGCGGUCCUCGUCCUCGUCGGGGAUGACGUCCGUGGACUCGCCUCCGCCUCCGCAGCAGGCACGUCCGCCGGCGACGCUGCCGCUCAUGCCCGUGUCGCCGGUGGAGGAGAAGCCUGCCGUUGCUGCUGCGACCGGGGAGCCGGCCCCGGUGGUGGUGUCUAUGGCGCCCGCCCCCGCCGCGGGAGCACAGCCGGUGCCUCCGCGGCUGGCGCUCCGUCCCGCUGCGGCGGCUUCCUCCUGGGUGACGGUGGAGGAGGUGACCGCGACGUGGCGCGACGGCGAGGAGGCGCCGUCCUCCGCGGCCGCCGACGCCCCGGCGUUCGUGUCGGACCAGUGGGGCCGCGUGACGUGGACGAACGCCGCGUUCGCCCGGGCCGUGUCCGCGGACGGCGAUGAGGCGCCGGCGGUGGGGCUCGCCGGCGCGCUCCCGGCGUGGGGCACCUGCGCGGGGUUCACGUGCCGGGUGCGCGUCGUCCGGCACGCGAGCAGUGCCACCCCGCGCCGCGGCUGCGGCGGCGGCUCCUCCGUGGUGGCGCCCUGCGACGUGUGGCGGCUGGAAGCCGGCGGCUGCUACCUCUGGCGCCUGGACCUGCAGGCGGCGCUCACCCUCGGCGGCCUCCCGUGAGCAGCAGCAGGCAGCCUGCCACUACAGCUGGCCACAGCCAUCCGAACCUGAGUACGUGUCCCUCGUACGGAGGCGUAUUUUAUCUAGCAAAUCGAACCAUGGGUUUGUUUACUAAUUACUGAUUCCACCCGGCGUAUGGCUAAGCCUGAUCGGGCCCAAUUAAGCACGUCGAGGCCUGACUUGCUAUACUAAUUAUGGAUUAUUAGUUUAGAGAGAGUGAGUUGCAAGAGGGCCGUGUUUAGUUUUGUACAGUUACUGUCAUAUGAAUAUUCGGACACAUGCAGAGUAUUAAAUAAAGUUAGAAAAAAAUAACUAAUUAUAUAGUUUA